Molecule: messenger RNA, 2001 nt
Organism: Capsicum annuum
Lineage: Eukaryota; Viridiplantae; Streptophyta; Magnoliopsida; Solanales; Solanaceae
Exons: 3
Coding region: 230-1105 (291 amino acids)
Source: RefSeq, a predicted model, not a curated record
GGAUUAGGACACUCCUAAUGCAUCACUUUUUCUACAAAUACCCAUUGACCAGCCAUUAGAAUUCACGUUUCGCACUGUGACAACUUGCAUCGAUUUCCAUUGAUUUGUUGUUGUGUCUUGACCGGAGUAUCUUUGCAAAUAUAUUGAUUUGAGAGAGCAAGUCUAUCGACCUUUGACGAUUAAGAUCUACCCAUUCUUAGGCUUGUUUUUGUUUUAAAGUGCAAUUACAAUGGAACCCGCGACUGCAAGUGCUAUUUUAGCUAAACUUGAAGCCAUUACCUGUCAAUGGGAAGUGAUAAAUGAAAGGUUGGAUCACAUGGGAGUUCCAAAGGAGCAAGUGGGCUGCUCGGACACACGUCAAGAUAAAGAACUUAGCUCAUGUGAGCUACGAGGUAAAAAUGCUACCCCCUACACUCCUAUGAACGUAGCUGCGAUUUUACCUAGUGUAGGAGUGGAUGAGUCUUCAUUUUGUGAUACUCUUGAUAUUGUUAGGUCGCAUGAGGACCAAACUCUUGUUGUAGGUACGAAAGCACUAGUUGAUUCUUUAUAUGACAAAAUUGAUUCUUCCCGUGAAAAUGAUUUGUGUCCAUGUAAUUCUAGCACUUACAACUUGACCAAGGUUCCAUUACCAAGUGAUGAGAGUAUUCAAACACUAGUUGACCCUUGUGAAAAAAAAGGUGAGUCUACGUUGGAAUGUGAAUUGCCAACAACUAGUGAGGGUGAGCAAAAUGAUCAAUCGGGCGUAGAUGAUCUUGAUUUGCUUGAGUAUUUAGAAAACCCGAGUUGUGAUUAUCCUUGUGUAGAUAAUUUUGGUUAUGGUCCUUUGGCUGCUCGUGAUGGUUUGUAUGUAUGUAAGGACUACUUUUGUGAAAGAGAAGGUGAUAUGUUCUUAGAAAUGCCAUCUACUUCUUCUUUAUGUGUUUCUUAUGUUGGAUAUAUUCCUAGUAGAGAUUUUGAAACUAGUUGUAAGUGUAUGCAUGAGAACCCUUUAUUUGAAGUUGAUUUAUGGAACACCUUUCUCAACCCUCUUUUUGUUCAUGAUAUUUUCAAUGGUGAUAAAGAGAGAUUGCUUAAUUUCGAGGAUGACACCCUAGGGGAAAGUUAGAGUGGCCAAGACCUAAGCCCUUGGUUACGUAUUCCAUUUGACCCCGAUAACUUCUUUGGGUGUGAACGAUGGAUAGUUAUUGGUUGGUCCACUUUUUUGAGUGAUAUUUCUAUAUGUGUUGCGUGGACUUUACUUUCAAUUAGGGAACCACCCCUUUGUAAUAUUUUUGAUAGGUCCCUUGUGAUUAAAGCCAAGGAUGUGUGGUUAUAUCUCAAGUAUGUACCUCCUUGGCAUGUUGAUGUUGUUUAUUGUACUAACUCUAACCCUCAUGUCAUGAGGAUGUGGUGCUUGUUUGUUUUCUCUUCGUUCUUAAAAGGUUUGGAUUCGAGGUCGAAUCCUUUUCAAGAAGGGGAGGAUGAUACAAGUCAAAUGACCACCCUAAUUUUGAAGACAUGUUUGGAUACCAUCACUUAAACGCUCAAGACUUGGUCACCCCGAAGGAACAAGAAUAUGCAUGGAAUACCCAUUUUGAGCCUACCAUUGAGCAUACCAUUCAUCAAGGCUGUGAGUGGAAGAUUUCUUGGAGCAUUGAAAACUCGAGGAUUCACGAUUUUGGAGACUUAAUAGCUCAUGGUUUUGGGCGAUCUUUAUUGAGACCAUUUUGGUCACUUCAUUUUACCCAAAAUACAAUCCAUGGCCACCCCUCUCAUUAAAGGUAGUGUAGUCAUUUGCCUUCUUUUGUAAUGUAAUAUAAAUAGAACAAGAUAGGAUUUCUUAGGAAUUAGUUGUUUAUUGAUGUAAGACUUGAAACAUGAAGCACCUUUAGUUGUAGGUCUUGGAUUAGCCACCACACCAAAAUGAGGCCAACAAGUAUGGAUAUCACUUGUGUUGCAAUGUUGACUUGAUACGUUGGUGCUUAGAGGAGGUAAAGUUCCUCUAGUAUCAACGUAGGAGUU